AUGCCUGCAGCUGAAUCCUCUUUAGGACACGAUCCUUGGCUAAGCAGAGCUGAAAAACCUAAACCUGUACUCAGGUCAGACCUUAAUGGAGCUGCACUGACAGGAAACUCAGUGACUCUGACCUGUACACUGAAACUGCAGUCUGCUGGAUGGAAGUUUUACUGGAUUAAAGACACACAGAGCACGAAGACUGACACACACUCCAACACCAUCAGAUCAGUUAGAGUCUCUGAUGGAGGUCAGUACAAGUGCAGAGCUGGAAGAGGAAACCCAGUAUACUACACACACUACAGUGAUGCACUCUGGGUAAAUGUUACUGUGAGUCCUAAACCUGUGGUGAUUAUAAAGCCUGAUACACAGGUGUACAGAGGAGAGACAGUGACUUUCAGGUGUAACAUCCAGACAGGAGGAGACACUGAGUGGACAUAUGAGUGGUAUAGAGACGGUCACACAAUCUCCCCAUACAGCACAGCACAGGAGUUUACAGGUUAUUACUCCAGUGUUAAAUACACCUGCAGAGGGAGGAGAAGAGACUCUCAGCUCUCAGAGAUCAGUGAUCCUGUUACACUCUCUGUAUCAGAAAAACCCAAAGCUGUGAUCACAUCAAGUCCUAAAGGAGACGUCCUGUCAGGAAACUCAGUGACUCUGACCUGUACACUGAAUGUGCAGUCUGCUGGAUGGAAGUUUUACUGGAUCACACCCACACAGAGCACUGAGACUGAGACUGCAGCACAGUACUACUACUACUCCUACUCCUACUCCCAUCACUACAUCAGAUCAGUUAGUGUCUCUGAUGGAGGUCAGUACAGGUGCAGAGCUGGAAGAGGAAACCCAGUCUACUACACACACUACAGUGAUGCACUCUGGGUAAAGGUUACUGAGAUUAAACCUGUGGUGAUUAUAAAGCCUGAUACACAGGUGUACAGAGGAGAGAGAGUGACUUUCAGGUGUAACAUACAGACAGGAGGAGACACUGAGUGGACAUAUGAGUGGUAUAGAGACGGUAAAACAUUCUACCCAUACAGCACAGCACAGGAGUUUACAGAUAAUUAUUACUCCAGUGGUAAAUACACCUGCAGAGGGAGGAGAAGAGACUCUCAGCUCUCACAGAUCAGUGAUCCUCUUACACUCUCUGUAUCAGAAAAACCUGAACCUGUGAUCACAUCAAGUCCUGAAGGAGACGUCCUGACAGGAAACUCAGUGACUCUGACCUGUACACUGAAUGUGCAGUCUGCUGGAUGGAAGUUUUACUGGAUUAAAGACUCCCAAUACCUUAAGACUGAGACUGAAACAAACUCCUACACCAUCAACCCAGUUAGUGUCUCUGAUAGAGGUCGAUACAGUUGCUAUGCUAGAAGAGAAAACGCAGAGUACUCCACAUACCCCAGUGAUGAACUCUGGGUAAAUGUUAUUGAAAGGAUUAAACCUGUGGUGAUUAUAAAGCCUGAUACACAGGUGUACAGAGGAGAGACAGUGACUUUCAGGUGUGACAUGAAGACAGGAGGAGACACUGAGUGGACAUAUGAGUGGUAUAGAGACUGUUACCCAUUCUACCCAUACAGCACAGCACAGGAGUUUACAGACACAGCUUAUUAUUACUCCAGUGUUAAAUACACCUGCAGAGGGACGAGGAGAAGAGACUCUCAGCUCUCACAGAUCAGUGAUCCUGUUACACUCUCUGUAUCAGAAAAACCUAAACCUGAUCUCACAUCAAACCUUAAAGGAGCUGCACUGACAGGAAACUCAGUGACUCUGACCUGUACACUGAAUGUGCAGUCUGCUGGAUGGAGGUUUUACUGGAUCACACCCACACAGAGUAACGAGACUGAGACUAAAACAUUUCAUUACUUUAUCAGAUCAGUUAGAGUCUCUGAUGGAGGUCAGUACAGGUGCAGAGCUGGAAGAGGAAACCCAGUCUACUACACAAACGACAGUGAUGCACUCUGGGUAAAUGUUACUGUGAGUCCUAAACCUGUGGUGAUUAUAAAGGUGUACAGAGGAGAGAGAGUGACUUUCAGGUGUGACACACAGACAGGAGGAAACACUGAGUGGACAUACAGCUGGUAUAAGAAUAAUAACACACAGCUACGAUACACAACACAGGAGUUGAUCAUCAGCUCAGUUGGAGACUCUGACGGGGGUAAAUACACCUGCAGAGGGACAAGAGACUCUCAGCUCUCACAGAUCAGUGAUCCUCUUACACUCUCUGUAUCAGAAAAACCUCAACCUGUGAUCACAUCAAGCCCUGAAGGAGACGUCCUGACAGGAAACUCAGUGACUCUGACCUGUACACUGAAUGUGCAGUCUGCUGGAUGGAAGUUUUACUGGUAUAAAGAUCGCUAUCACCUUAAGACUGAGACUACAAACUCCUACACCAUCAACCCAGUUAGUGUCUCUGAUGGAGGUCGAUACAGUUGCUAUGUUGGAAGAGAAAACCCAGAGUACUCCAGUAAUGAAUUCUGGGUAAAUGUUAUUGUCGUGAAGUGGCGUUUGAGUCUGCUAAAUCGCUUUUAUGUAGUGCACCUGUCUUUUUCGAGGGCUUUUAAACUUGAGGUGGACAAGAAGUUUACCAAUAUGAAGUUGUGUAUUUAUUUUAAUUUAUUCCCCCUUACAGAGAAUAAACCUGUGGUGAUUAUAAAGCCUGAUACACAGCUGUACAGAGGAGAGAGAGUGACUUUCAGGUGUGACACACUGACAGGAGGAGACACUGAGUGGACAUACAGCUGGUAUAAGAAUAAUAACACACAGCUACGAGACACAACACAGGAGGUGAUCAUCAGCUCAGUUAGAGACUCUGACGGGGGUAAAUACACCUGCAGAGGGAGGAGAAGAGACUCUCAGCUCUCACAGAUCAGUGAUCCUGUUACACUCUCUGUAUCAGAAAAACCUCAACCUGAACUCACAUCAAGUCCUAAAGGAGACGUCCUGAAAGGAAACUCAGUGACUCUGACCUGUAGACUGAAUGUGCAGUCUGCUGGAUGGAAGUUUUACUGGAUCACACCCACACAGAGCACUGAGAUUGAUACUGCAGCACAGUACUACUACCCCUACUCCUACACCAUUAGAUUAGUUAGAGUCUCUGAUGGAGGUCAGUACACUGAAAAAAUGUACAGGUGCAGAGCUGGAAGAGGAAACCCAGUCUACUACACACACUACAGUGAUGCACUCUGGGUAAAGGUUACUGGUGAGUAAGAGACUUUCUUUGGAUCUCCUCCAGUGUCUCUGAUCAUCAGUCCCAGCAGAACUCAACACUUUACUGCUGACUCUCUCUCACUGAGCUGUGAGGACCAGAGAGACUCUACUGGAUGGACAGUGAGACGAUACACAUACAAUGAGAGGAUACUCACACAGUUAGAUUGUUCAUCAGUUUCAGGAUCUACAUGUUACAUCAGCUCCCUCUCUACAUCACACACUGGAGUUUACUGGUGUCAGUCUGAAUCUGGAGGACGCAGUAAUUCUCUCAACAUCACAGUGCACAAUGGUGAUGUGAUCCUGGAGAGUCCUGUCCAUCCUGUAACUGAGGGAAAUCCUCUGACUUUACGCUGUUUAUAUCGCAACACAAAGAUCUCAGACUCUGGUGCUGAUUUCUAUAAAGAUGAUUCAGUUCUCCAGAAGCAGACUACAGGAGAGAUGACCAUCAGUGUCUCAAAGUCAGAUGAAGGUUUCUACCACUGUACACACCCAGAGAGAGGAGAGUCACCCAAAAGCUGGGUUUCAGUCAGAGUUCUCUCACAUGGAAAAGCUCCACUGUCAGUACUGAAGAUCCUCAGCAGUGUGGUAGCGGCCUCUCCGUAUGUCCUGGUGACCAUCAUUCUGGCAGUGAAAUGUUACAGAGCUCGAACUAAACCUACUGAGGACAUCACACCCUACAGAGUGAUAGAGGCUGAAGUGUCUUUAUGAAUCUCAGGUUUUUAUAUUUAUAUUAUUUAUAUAAAGUACCUAUAAAAAGCUACAUCUUCAAAUGCAAUAGUGAACACAUUCACGUAUGUGAUCUG
Molecule: messenger RNA, 3995 nt
Organism: Clarias gariepinus (North African catfish)
Lineage: Eukaryota; Metazoa; Chordata; Actinopteri; Siluriformes; Clariidae
Product: immunoglobulin superfamily member 1-like
Exons: 20
Biological process (GO): cell surface receptor signaling pathway
Molecular function (GO): transmembrane signaling receptor activity
Source: RefSeq, a predicted model, not a curated record